Funneliformis geosporum is the source of this 402-nucleotide messenger RNA. The record is from the annotation of a GenBank genome assembly. NCBI's taxonomy places the organism in Eukaryota, Fungi, Glomeromycota, Glomeromycetes, Glomerales, Glomeraceae.
AUGAGUGAUAACAUAAAUAAGUUCUAUUUCGUCGAACCUAAAACUUCAAAAGCAUCAGAAGAGAAACCAAAGAAAAGAAAACCCAAUAUGUUUAUUUUAUUUCGAAAUGAAAUGAUGAAUUAUAAACCGAUAAACAUGCAAAUGACUGAAUACAGCAAGCUGGUCUCAAAAUGGUGGAAAGAAUUGCCAAUCGAUGAUAAAACCGAACUACAAAGGCGAUAUCAAAUAAACCGUGAUCAAAGAUCACAAAACACGGUCAGUGAAUGUGCAACUGUCGAUCCGUAUAUUCGAUUUGAUGCAGCCAAUGGUGAAAACCUUGAAAGGCAAGAAGUUGCGAUAUUUCCAUCUCCGUAUCCUAAGAUUAUGAAGAAUGAUUUUUAUUUGCCGUCUAUGCCACAAUAA